Molecule: messenger RNA, 870 nt
Organism: Homo sapiens (human)
Lineage: Eukaryota; Metazoa; Chordata; Mammalia; Primates; Hominidae
Gene: FIS1
Product: fission, mitochondrial 1
Exons: 5
Coding region: 78-536 (152 amino acids)
Biological process (GO): positive regulation of mitochondrial fission; cellular response to glucose stimulus; response to flavonoid
Cellular component (GO): peroxisomal membrane; peroxisome; mitochondrion
Source: RefSeq, marked validated
GUUCUCCGCCCCUGCCACUGGGCCAUGGAGACUGUGGCACAGUAGACUGUAGUGUGAGGCUCGCGGGGGCAGUGGCCAUGGAGGCCGUGCUGAACGAGCUGGUGUCUGUGGAGGACCUGCUGAAGUUUGAAAAGAAAUUUCAGUCUGAGAAGGCAGCAGGCUCGGUGUCCAAGAGCACGCAGUUUGAGUACGCCUGGUGCCUGGUGCGGAGCAAGUACAAUGAUGACAUCCGUAAAGGCAUCGUGCUGCUCGAGGAGCUGCUGCCCAAAGGGAGCAAGGAGGAACAGCGGGAUUACGUCUUCUACCUGGCCGUGGGGAACUACCGGCUCAAGGAAUACGAGAAGGCCUUAAAGUACGUCCGCGGGUUGCUGCAGACAGAGCCCCAGAACAACCAGGCCAAGGAACUGGAGCGGCUCAUUGACAAGGCCAUGAAGAAAGAUGGACUCGUGGGCAUGGCCAUCGUGGGAGGCAUGGCCCUGGGUGUGGCGGGACUGGCCGGACUCAUCGGACUUGCUGUGUCCAAGUCCAAAUCCUGAAGGAGACGCGGGAGCCCACGGAGAACGCUCCAGGAGGGCCUGUCCAUCCUCGCUGUCCUUUCCCUGUUCUCCCCCUGCCCCCCGUCUCUAUCCUCUGUGGCCUUCAGCUAAUUUCUGCUCCCCUGAGAUUCGUCCUUCAGCCCCAUCAUGUGCUUUGGGAUGAGUGUAAAUAAAACGGGGCUGUGGCUUGGGAACCCCCGUGUCUGCGUUGAGGGGAGGGGUGGGUUCUGAACGCUGGGCACAGGGGGCGGAGACGUCACUCCUGGUCCUCUCCUGCCCCUGCCCUCCAGGUUGGCACGGGGUUCUUUGUCCACCCCGCAGCCCAGAGCCCACA